CACAAAAGAAUAAAAUUCCAACACUCCGAACGGUUGAAACCACUCAUUCCGAACAAGGAUCUCAUUUUUGGUAAUGCAUUCACGGAUCAUAUGCUGACAGUAGAGUGGAAUGUUGAAAAUGGAUGGUUUGACCCUCUUAUCCAACCCUACGGUAAGAUUUCCCUUGAACCUAGUGCGAUG
Acaulospora colombiana is the source of this 180-nucleotide messenger RNA. The record is from the annotation of a GenBank genome assembly. Lineage: Eukaryota; Fungi; Glomeromycota; Glomeromycetes; Diversisporales; Acaulosporaceae.